Messenger RNA from Drosophila bipectinata, 3645 nucleotides. NCBI's taxonomy places the organism in Eukaryota, Metazoa, Arthropoda, Insecta, Diptera, Drosophilidae. The record is from RefSeq and is a predicted model, not a curated record.
GCGAAAUUGAAAUACAUUUAGAUACAUAUAUGUAUGUACAUAUCGGAGGCCACUAACACAGGGUCUUGUGUGUACAUAGAGGAUUCUAAGGACCUCCAAAUAAGGAGGCCAACAACAACAGCUACGGUGGAUUAUAUUUUGCCGCCAAGUUUUGGGCAGAAACUCAAUAAUAUUUAAAAUCCCACCAAACGAACCGAAAGAAUCCAAAACAAAGCAAAGCAUUUCAAUUGGAGUCGGAUUCUGAAAGCCAGCAGCCGCCAGCCCACCUGAGCAGUAGCACCAGAUCCGCCCCCGCCCGCAGCACCUAUCCCCCUGGCACCCACGCACGCAAGCGCAGGUCCCCGGGAAACCCCCAGCACCUACAAUAAAAAAAAACGAAACAAAAAACGGAAUAAAUAAAUCGAAAGGAGGAGGACCAAGGAGCUGAGAGAAAUUUAUUUUGCUUUGAUUCGCCUUUUGUUUUAAUCGCACAGCCGAAAAUGUGGAGGAAAGCGAGCAGACUGGUGAGGGAAACCAGAGCGAGGGAAACGCGUCGUCAGGGUCAAACCGAAGCCCCAGCAGCAUCCACAACAACAACAGCAAUCAAAGGAAGGACACAAACUGCAAAAGGAUUACUACUCACAUGGAUGCAGUUAGCAGUUCUCGUCGCUGCGACAGUUCUACUUAACUGUACUGGAUGUCAAGCCGCUGGACGUGCCCCACCGGAACCCUACUACGGCCGCUAUAUUGGAAAUUUUACUAACUUUGCCCAUGGCAUCAAGGGAAAAAUCUACGCGGUGGACGAGUCUACGUUGUUCGUAAAGUCCUUUGCCUAUGAUGGCACCGGUCCGGAUGCCUUCUUCUGGGUGGGCAAGACGCCACGUCCCAGUCCCGAGGGCUACAUUAUACCCUAUCCGGAGGAGUAUUCGGGCAUCGAUCCCCCCAUUCUGCAGGCGCACAACCGAACGGACAUCAUACUGCGUUUACCCAUGGGCAAAAGGAUUAAGGACAUUCGAUGGCUGUCAGUGUGGUGCAGACGCUUCACGGUUGAUUUCGGAGAAGUCUUUAUCCCGCCCAAUCUCGAUGUGCCCAAGCCUCGAGUCCUGCCCGAAUUCAAGCGUUUAGCUCAUGGCCUUCGCUCCAGCAACAUCAGCGUAUUGGAUGCCAAAACUUUCUAUAUCCCCAAUCUGCAUUACGAUGGCGCUGGACCGGAUGCUUACUUUUGGGUGGGCAACGGAAGUGAACCGAACAUCAUGGGUGUUAAGGUGCCCAACGAAAUGGGAUCUUUGGAACCCUUACGUGGCUACCAAGGCGAAGACAUCGAGAUUCAGUUGCCUGGUGGAUUGACCGUCUACGACAUUGACUGGCUAGCCGUUUGGUGUGUGGAGUACAGACACAAUUUUGGCCACGUGUAUAUACCCAGAGACCUGGACGUCCCUCCGGCUUUGGGCCAGACCAAGAUCACGCCUCCAUGGUGGUAUUCACCCACAACCACGACGCCGCGGCCGGUGUACAGUAAUUGCCGGGAGAUCCUGCCGAAUAGGCUUCAGGUGAAGUGGGAGCUCCAGGGUGAAUAUAUUCAGAUCGAGCUCUUUGGCCAAAUCACCGAGGAUCAGUACAUGGCCUUUGGACUAUCCGGUGCCAAUGGACGGCCGCAAAUGGCCCAAUCCGAUGUGGUUGUGGCCUUUUACGACACCAACGCCCGUGUUUUCCGAGCAGAGGAUUACUUCAUUUCUGAUUUGUCCCAGUGCGACGGGCAGCGAGGUGCCUGUCCAGAUGAAAGGCUAGGAGCUCGUAAUGAUGUUGUUGUGGUGAGCGGUGACCGGAAGAACGGGGUAACUACCAUCCGCUAUAAGCGACUCCUGCAAACCAACGAAGCUCUGUACGACACUGCUAUCCCCAUUGAUCGAGAGGUUUCAGUCAUCGCAGCCAUUGGACCCCUGAAUGCCCGAAAGGAGGCGAAUGCCCACUCCCACACCGCCAGCGAUCAUAACCAGGACGACAUUCGUAUUAACUUUGGAGCAAGAAACGACCACGCCUGCAAGAGCUCGCUGUACGAUGUCAAGGACGAGAGCGGACCCAGGCCAUGGCCCACGAGGAAGAUCGAAGGUGUCAGGAAGUUCCGUGCCAGCAUUGGACCCACGGGAGGCAAACGAGGCUACACGGCCAUAACUGGGGGACCCUCGUGGGGCAUUGCUUGGUAUGUGAACGAUUUGCUGAUUCCUGAAAUCACAGUGGAACGUGGCCUGAGCUAUGAGUUUAUCGUCGAGGGCGGCAACGAUCCGUCUCAGCCAGCAAGAUAUCAUCCAUUCUAUAUUACGGAUUCGCCUGAAGGUGGACUGGGCCAGAAAAUGGGUCUAGAGGCCCGCAAGCAAAAGGCCUAUGCUGGUGUGGAGUACGAUGAAGAUGGCGAUGCCAUACCCACAGCAGGUAAGCUUAAUAGUUAUACAAUAAUUGCAAAGGACUACAAAUGAAAAUUAUUUCCAGCUGGUCGGUAUUGCGAGUGGGAACACCAGACCAUAGAUAGGUCGGCGGAAAUCGAGACCUUCGAAGAGUAUGUAAAGACCCUGGUAUAUAGGUGCGCUGAAGGAGAGCCUGGUUAUCUGAAUUGGACAGUUCCAAUGAAUGCUCCGGACGAGCUUUACUAUCAGUGCUUCACCCACAACAACCUUGGCUGGAAAAUAAAGGUGGUGAACAUGGGAGCAUCCAGGGGAGCACACAUUGGCAGUAGCCAUCUCUCCUUGUAUGGAAUUAUGACAGUUAUUAGCCUGGUUGCGACACGCCUUCUUUUCAGAGGCUCUGUGCUUGCCUGAUAGUGCCCUAGCCUUGCCCAGUAAAUCGGUUUACCAUUUAGUCUAACCUCCAAAACCAUAGGCAGACAAUGCUCCAACCUUUGGAACACAUAUCUUAAUUCUCACAUAUCUCUUCCGAAAACUAUAUAUACUGUUCAUAUCCGAUUAUUUUUCACUACGAAAACUUUUGAAUGGACAUUGUCUGUCAUGGGUUUUGAGCCACUCGGCGGCUUUCACAACCAGGCUAAUAUCAUCUGACAAACAUAUCUUGACAAUAAUUCGUAAGAUGUAAAACUGUUGAAAUUGUGUGUGCAUGCGUGAGAGUGCCCACUGUACUAGUGAAGUGGGCGAAGAAUGGAUGUUGGCCGCAGCCGAGACUGAAUCGGUUGGCGGCCCUAGACUCUGAAAAUAAGUUGGAGGGGCAGCGAGAUCUUUUUGUAAAUUUACGAGUAUGGAAUUCUACUUUUUUACAUGUAUACUUAUUAAAUUUACUUAUACAUCUACAUUUCUAGUACAGUAAAAUGUAAUUUUUCUAGCAGCUAGAUACUGAAACAUAAAGAAUCAAAAGUGUUUGCUAAGCGGUUCCAUGUACGCCGACAAUUAGAAACAGUGACAUUGUGACAAUAAACGAACAAUGAUAAUAAUGGUGUGGCUACACACACACGAGAAUUUUCAGAAAUAAACAUUUAUUUAGAUGGGCCUCGAGGUCCUGAAACAUUGUACAAUAAGAAACUUAGGAGUGUAGGAAGGCAUAAACAAAUGCAAUUUGUAAGACAAUAAAAUCUGCAAAUAUGUGAGUUUUGAGAACAUUAUGACGACAAUACAAUAAUUUUAAAGAAUUUGAAUGUACUAAUAAAAUAAAGAUAAAACACUA